AUGCAGUACGUCGGAAAGGCAUUUGGUACUAUGUCCAGGACGUGGUCUUCUAUUAAUCCAGCUACACUUUCAGGUGCAAUUGAUGUUAUUGUAAUAGAACAAGCAAAUGGAGAUCUUGCGUGUUCACCGUUUCACGUACGGUUUGGAAAGUUUUCUAUGCUUCGUCCAUCAGAAAAGAAGGUAACAUUUCGAGUCAACAAUGAAGUGGUUCAAUAUUCGAUGAAAUUGGGAGAUGAAGGGGAUGCAUUUUUUGUUUUUAGCACGGAAAGUGAUGUGCCUGAUGAGCUUAAAACUUCGCCUGUUAUUUCACCUUCAAGUAGCCCACAAUCUAGUGAAGAAACAAGUCUUCAAGAACCAGAUGAUUUUGAUUUAAGUGAACAUGUUUCUCGAACACAGAAAGAUGGUACGAGUGCACGUUCAUCUGAUUUUAACUGCAACGAUGAUAUUGGUGAUGUAGGCUUUACACGCCAUGAAUCAUGGGAUAUUUUAUCGAUUGAUCAAUCAUCAAGUACACCAAAUGAUACGCCUAAAACCCAGAUAGUUUCAAACGAUAGCACAUAUUCUGGUUCUAAAAAGACUAAUGAUGAGUUACUUUCAGGGUCAAAUGCAUCGUCUCCUGAUCUCAGAGAAGCUCGGUUAAGCGCAAUUAAACGUGCAUCCGAGCUUAGUAAAAGGCUUUUAAGUAGAGAUAUUCCUACUCAUAUUACAGAUAACGGGGAUGUAAUAUUGGACGUGCGUGGUUAUAAGUCAUCUGAUGAGGCUGAACAAGAAGCAGAGGCUAUUGCUCGACGUAUUCUUGCAGAGAUAGGUAUCGACCCUAGUGAGUUAGAGAAUCUUAUCUCUUCUGAUUCGUAUGGAAAUAUUUGGAUUUAUGCAAGUGAGGAUUCAAAAGAAGAUGCUAUAAAUAGAAAAUCAUUAUUUGCAAAUACAGAUAUAUUUUCUAAUAAUAGCUCAACUGAUUUAUCGUCCAAGAUUUCUUUAGCUUCAGCACAUGUUUUGGAAUCUCAACCUAGACCAUCUAUGAAUACAACCACACACGUUAAAACGCUUCGUCUUACUUCAGAACAAUUAAAAUCACUUAAUCUUCAAUUAGGGCAAAAUUUGAUUUCAUUUAGUGUUAAUAAGGGGAAAGCUACUGUCUCUGCAAAUCUUUAUUUUUGGAAACAUAAUACCUCUGUUGUCAUUUCUGAUAUUGAUGGCACAAUUACUAAAUCUGAUGCUCUAGGACAUGUAUUGACAAUUAUUGGUAAAGACUGGACACAUCCUGGUGUUGCAAAACUUUAUUCUGAUAUUUAUAAUAAUGGUUUUAAUAUAUUAUAUCUUACAAGUCGUUCUGUAGGACAAGCAGAUUCUACUCGUGAAUAUUUGAAAAAAAUAGAACAAAACAGAUACAAAUUGCCAUUAGGUCCUGUCAUUCUUUCUCCUGAUCGGACGAUUGCAGCUUUACGAAGAGAAAUGAUUUUAAGAAAACCAGAGGUUUUCAAGAUAUCUUGUUUACGUGAUCUACAAAAUGUUUUUGGCAAGGAUUCAAAUCCAUUUUAUGCUGGAUUUGGCAACCGAAUCACUGAUGCAUUGUCGUACCAAUCAGUUGGGAUUCCACCUACUCGAAUUUUUACUAUUAAUUCUUACGGAGAAGUCUGUAUGAAAUUUUUGGAACUUGCGGGCUACCGUAGCAAUUAUAUUUCUAUGAACGAUCUAGUGGAUCAUUUUUUUCCGCCUCAAGGCAUGUCUCUGUUUCAAAUGAAGCAAAUAGAAUUCAUUGAUACUUUAUUUUGGCGCAGUCCAUUACCUCACAUUUAUGAUUCCAAUGAAGAUGAUACUCUCUUCUCAAACGAUGGAGAUAAUGAAGACGAUGAUGAUAACGAUGUUGAUGAUGACGAGACAGAGAUGUAUUCUGACAAACAUAAUGUUCAUAUUGACUUUUAAGCCACAAAAAACCAUACCCGCUAUCACAUUCAGAAUUCAUACAUAAUAAAUGGCUUAUUC
Messenger RNA from Pneumocystis jirovecii RU7, 1986 nucleotides. Its product is annotated as phosphatidate phosphatase PAH1. Bases 1 to 1926 code for a protein of 641 amino acids. The record is from RefSeq and is a predicted model, not a curated record. The transcript has 11 exons. NCBI's taxonomy places the organism in Eukaryota, Fungi, Ascomycota, Pneumocystomycetes, Pneumocystales, Pneumocystaceae. Gene Ontology annotation, cellular component: nucleus. Gene Ontology annotation, biological process: triglyceride biosynthetic process; fatty acid catabolic process. Gene Ontology annotation, molecular function: phosphatidate phosphatase activity.